This is a messenger RNA of Notolabrus celidotus (New Zealand spotty), 2025 nucleotides long. RefSeq names its product vicilin-like seed storage protein At2g18540. The record is from RefSeq and is a predicted model, not a curated record. The transcript has a single exon. NCBI's taxonomy places the organism in Eukaryota, Metazoa, Chordata, Actinopteri, Labriformes, Labridae. The coding region runs from base 50 to 883 and encodes 277 amino acids.
GGAGGAAAACGUAAAGAAGGAACAAGAGGACAGAAGGAAAGAAAAGCAAAUGAGAGAAGAAGAAGACAGGAAGAGAAAACAACAGGAAGAACUUCAACAACAGGAGUGGGGACAGAAACUUCAAUCUUUGGAGAGACAGAUAAAGUUAGAGUCAGAGGAAAAAGAAAAGGAUGAAAGAAUGCUGGUACUGGCCAGAGAGCAACUGAAAAAAGAAAGAGACGACUGGAAGAACAAACAGAGAGAAUGGUGGGAGGAACGACUGAAAGAAAAUGAACAGAUACGAUGUGAGGAACAAACAAAACUGAAAAAGCUGCAGGAGGAAUAUGAAACAGAAAAAGAAAACAACAAAAAGAAAAGAGAAGAAGAGGACCGAAUCAGGAAGCAACAAGAAGAAAAAGAGAAGAAAGCCAUGGAGGAGAAGAAUAAGACACAGAUGGAGAAUCUGAAGAAAACACAUGAAGAGGAAGCCAGAAAAAAAGCUGAAGAGUUCAAUGAGUUCAAAGAGAAACACAGAAAAGACUUUAAAGCUCAGAAGGAAGAGUACGAGAAACAAAUGAGAGACAAAGAUGUGAAUUAUGAGAAACAAAUGCAAGACAAAGAUGUGAACUACGACCUCUUGAAGGCGCUUUCAGCCCACAACACUGAAGAAAUGAAGAAGACACACCGAGCUGCACUCUGUAAAACAGUGAAGUGUGUCACCAAGAAGAAACAAAAUAUGCAAAAAGUCAACAACUUACUGAAAAAACACGAAAAAGAAACGAAGAAAGAACAAACUAAGGAGGUAAGGGAGAAACUGAAAGAAACUCAUGAAUCAGAAAUAACUGAUCUGUUGGAGGAGCUCAUGAAGGAAGUGGACUCAUCAUCAGGGUGUACAAUUCUAUAAGAUGUAAUUUAUGUGGAGUCACAGGCUCGCUUUCUAUCUUCAUUUGGUUUGGAGGGCAGACAUCUGAAAAAUCAGAGGUUUUAUACUUUUAUAUUUUGGAGCAGACUAAACUGUAAUUGAAACCAUGGCAACAUAAACAACUGAUCUAUUUAAACCAGGGACCAACAACAGUGAUUCUAAGAGCUCUGUCAGCAGAUAACUGAGAGGUGAAAAUACAGCAGAGUGCAGAACACAACACCAUCUUCAUCAAAGUGUGAUCACUGUGGAGGAGCACAAAACAGAGUUUAUAGAAUCAUGUAAAUUAAGUUGUUUGGAUUUCUGUGCAGUAUACCAGAUCAAGUAAAUAAGACAAAACUUUUUAAAAGUUGAAACAAUUUUCCAACCUGCUCUAAAAAAAAAAGCUCAGUUUAUUUUUGAAUUAAAUCUUUGAUCCUUUUGUUUUCUGUUCUCAAAAGAAGAGACUUCUGUGUGCUUGAGUUUGACUCAAAGGCACAACAUGUUGCUUUCCUUCAUGUUAGUUUGGAAGUAAUCUUACCUUUAAUAAUGAAUGACUCAUCAACUCUGUACUUGUUGAAUCUUUGAUCUAAGUGUAUUUUUUCCAUCUAUAAUAAGCUGUUUAUGUUAAAACAGUCGGUACAGGGAUCUGUUGUUCAAGCUGGCUCCUUAGUCUGUAAAAAAAUGGUAAUGCUGUGCCAUUUUUUAUUUUCUGUUCUGUUUUGAUUAGAAUAAUGGUCCUUCUAUUUAAUCUAUGUUGACUUCUUCUCUUUUUUUGUUAUUAUAUAAAGAUAAAAACUGUAAACAGCUCAGAAAGGAAAACUCCUCAAAAGAGAUAAUGUAUUUUAUGUGUAUUUGAUGUAAUUAAGUACAAAAACAUAUUUGGAGGUCAGACACAUGACAUCCUUAGAAAAUGUACCCUAAUUUAAAGUAAAUAGAAAAUCAUGAAUAUGGUUUAAAGUGCUCUUCUGACGAGGCUACAUGAUGUUUUAUUUUAUGUUUUUCAUGUUAAGUAACAAUCAAUGCUUUAAAACUGAUUCCAUUUACUCAAAACAUAACUCAGAGGGAUCUUCAGUUGUAUGGUCUUUGUUUGAUCCAUGGUGUCUCUAUCAAUAAUCACAAAAACAUGAAUAAAAUAUAUCCUUGCA